Molecule: messenger RNA, 1416 nt
Organism: Uloborus diversus
Lineage: Eukaryota; Metazoa; Arthropoda; Arachnida; Araneae; Uloboridae
Product: acetylcholine receptor subunit alpha-like 1
Exons: 10
Coding region: 1-1416 (471 amino acids)
Biological process (GO): chemical synaptic transmission; regulation of membrane potential; monoatomic ion transmembrane transport
Cellular component (GO): postsynaptic membrane; neuron projection; synapse
Molecular function (GO): transmembrane signaling receptor activity; acetylcholine-gated monoatomic cation-selective channel activity
Source: RefSeq, a predicted model, not a curated record
AUGAAGUGCAAUUCUGGCUUAGCUUUAACCAUGAUUGUAAUAUUAUUCCUGAAGCUGUUCAGCCUUUUUUUUUUUUUUUUUUUUGAAUUAAUUUAUCAGGAAUGGUCUGACCACAAACUCAAAUGGGAUCCGGACGAAUAUGGCGGUGUGCGUCAACUGUACGUUCCAGCUGAGCAAAUAUGGCUGCCGGAUAUUGUUCUUUACAACAAUGCGGACGGAAACUACGAAGUGACCAUCAUGACGAAAGCAAUCAUCCACAACGAUGGCAAAGUGGUUUGGAACCCACCGGCCAUCUACAAGAGCUCCUGCCAGAUCGACGUCCAAUAUUUCCCCUUUGACAAGCAAGACUGUUUCAUGAAAUUCGGCUCCUGGACUUACGACGGUUACCAGGUGGACCUGAAGCACCUGGAGGAGAUCCCGGACAAUGACACCGUGCCCGUGGGAAUGGACCUGAGCGAGUUCUACCUGAGCGUGGAGUGGGACAUCAUGGCCGUGCCCGCCCACCGGCGCGUCCGCCACUACAGCUGCUGCAUCGAGCCCUACCCCGACAUCACCUUCAACAUCACCCUGAGGAGGAAGACCCUCUUCUACACCGUCAACCUCAUCAUCCCCUGCGUCGGCAUCUCGGGGCUCUCCGUCCUCGUCUUCUACCUCCCCUCGGACUCGGGCGAAAAGGUGUCCCUGUCCGUGUCCAUCCUUUUAUCGCUGACCUUUUUUUUCUUGGUGUUAUCGGAAAUCAUUCCAUCGACGUCGCUGGCGAUGCCCCUACUAGGGAAGUAUCUGGUUUUCACAAUGAUUCUGGUGACGGUGUCCGUGAUCGUGACGAUCGCGGUCCUGAACGUGCACUUCCGGUCUCCUUCUACUCACCGGAUGGCGCCCUGGGUGAGGAGGAUCUUCAUAGGGAUUUUGCCCCGCAUUCUGCUCAUGAGGCCGCCUCAGUACAAGAUCGAGACCGAAGACAGCAAGAAUAACAUUGUUGAAAGUGGAGGUUACGGGAAGGAAUCUCUGGUCGUGCACCCUCUGGCGAACAGCACGGGCGUCGCGGUCGCCCGCCGGGCCUCCGAGGAGUUGGUGAUUCACGAGCUGCAAUCCAGUCCCGGCCUGGACGGUGCCGGCAAGCGCCUACCCCGGCAGAUCGAGCGGGCCAUCCACAACGCCAUGUUCAUUGCGCAGCACAUCGACAACAAGGACGAUUUCGAGAGCUGCAACAAUGAAAAAAAUAUCAAGGAGGAUUGGAAAUACGUGGCGAUGGUCAUCGACCGUUUUUUCCUCUAUGUCUUUACCCUUGCCUGUGUCGUUGGAACAUGUGGUAUCUUCCUGCAGGCCCCAUCUUUGUAUGAUCCAGAAAAGCCAAUUGACGUCACUCUGUCCAAGGUGGCUCUCGGACAGGACAUGCCCAAUACCCUCUUCGAAUGA